Nematostella vectensis (starlet sea anemone) is the source of this 2518-nucleotide messenger RNA. RefSeq names its product F-box only protein 21. The transcript is spliced from 12 exons. Gene Ontology annotation, molecular function: protein binding; DNA binding. Lineage: Eukaryota; Metazoa; Cnidaria; Anthozoa; Actiniaria; Edwardsiidae. Bases 203 to 1957 code for a protein of 584 amino acids. The record is from RefSeq and is a predicted model, not a curated record.
AAAAUGAUAGAACCAUCGAGAAAAACAUCAUCAUAGUAACCACAGAAAAUGUUAUAGCAAUAAGGCUAUCUGCAGUCCAAAGAGAAGUAUUCCUCAAAUCUCUCCCACUACCCCAGGCCAUUUCCGAUCGAAUAAGCAAAAAAACACAGGACUCCCAAUAUAAUUGAUAUUUUCCGGUUUGCCUGUGUUUACAUAACCCAAGAUGGCGGCUGAUUCAGACGGAGCGAAAGUAUCGAUUAUGACUCUUGCUGACGAGCUUGUUGACAUGAUUCUCGCUUAUGACUUACUGGAUCACAGAGAUAUUUGCCGAUUUGCUCAAGUCUGCAGUCGUUUCAAUGCGAUAGCGACGAGCAAUGAAGUGUGGAGACGAAGAUGUGUUCGCAGAUGGAAGGUCUGGCGAAAGUUUUCAUCAGAGGACUGGCGACAGGUGUUUCGGGAGAGAUUGCAAAUUGAGCAGAAAGUACUGCAUCUUAUAGAAAGGUUGACCAGAAAUGCAUUCUUUAAAGCAGACGUUCCUGACAAACAGUACACAGAUAUGACUGAUAUAAUAGAAAUGCAUGACUGUGAUAGCAAGGGCCAUAUAGAGAAUACAUUGGUUGAAUUGAUUGAGGUGGAUUUGAGUGUACAAGACCUGACUCACAAGCACUAUGCAGACAGACUGUUAGCUUGCUUGCAAAGAUUUAAACUCAUAAAGGAGUGGGAAUCCCUUCUAUGCAAGCCAGAAGAAGAGCAGACUCUUGUGAAUGGGGCUGUGCUUAUAGCACAAUGGGUUCAAUACGAUAAGCCUUCAGAGAUCACAAAUAAAGUUAGCCAAGAGCUUGAACGCUUAACCGAAGAGGUCAGACAAACAGUAGCUGUCUCAACUGAGCUCCAAGACACCACUUGUCCUGUGACGGAUCAAAGAUUUUUAGAAGCUGUCCGUGAUGUCAUGUUUACCAAAGAAAAUUUCUCAGGCAACACAGAGGAUUAUUAUGACUUGGACAAUUCAAUGAUCAAUGAGGUGCUUGAGAGAAAGAAGGGAAUUCCAAUAACAUUGGCUGUUGUCUUUACUGCUAUUGCUCGACGACUUGGAGUUAAAGUAGAGCCAGUCAAUUUUCCCAAUCACUUCUUACUUCGAUGGAAAUGUAAUCAUGAUCUGCAGGCUGCUGAUGGUUCAGAUUACCAAUAUAUUGACUGCUUCAAUGGAGGACGGUUUUUAUCAAAGGAUCAAUGCAUGAAUUUAAUUUCACCUAUGCUCAGAGGGAUUCAUGCAGGCAAUAUCGAGCCUCAACUUGCUUCUGCCAGAGAUGUGUGGAUAAGAAUGCUCUCAAACAUAAUUUAUGUCUGUCAGACAACAACUAGGCUUGAUAGCAGGUUAAGAUGUCUAAGGCAUGUGCUAGAACUGAAGCGUAUGCUAUGCCCUGAGGAUAGAGAGUGCAGGCUCUUACAAGCCAGGGUGUUUGUCCACCUGGGUAUUAACUUGACUGAGGCAAUUGAGACGCUAGAAUACCUCGGCAGCUGGAAUAACUCGGACAGACUGGCUUUCCUUCUUCAAGACGCAAAGAACCAAAAAGAUUCAGAAACCGAAGAUGAAACACAGCGUCUUAAACCGAAACUUCGUUCUGAUCCCCGACAUUCCAAAGUGAUCUAUAAAGUUGGCAUGGUAAUGCGUCACAGGAGAUAUCAUUACGGCUGUGUGAUUUGGGGAUGGGACCCAUUCUGCAAUAUGAGCGACGCCUGGAUCCAGCAAAUGGGUGUGGACCGUCUCCCUAACGGCCGUAGCCAGCCCUUCUAUAACGUCCUUGGCGAUGACGGCACGAGCAGAUAUGCUGCCGAAGAGAACCUGGUCAUCGAAACUGGGCAAGAAUUCAAUCGUCACCCAGACCUCGGCAAAUAUUUCAAGGCUUGGAAGGGGCACCGAUACAUUCCUAACUACGUGUUACAGAAUAUCUACCCCGAGGAUAACUUAGAUGCAUGAUAGUUUUUUUUUUCAACCAAGCUUGACUUGUCUCUUGUGAUCCCGAGAACCACCUAAAUCAAAGGCGAUGACUGUGAAUGCGAAUGAAUCCAUAGAACAUCUGGAAAGGUUACCAGGUAGAGAUCUCGCUUUAAAGACCUUAGCCACCCCCCCCCCAAAAAAAAAAAAACAACCAAAUAGAAACAGGCUGUCUAUUAGGAAUGGCUUUCAUCCAGCUUAUUUAAUUGUAAAACAUUGUAUAGAAAUUAAUUGUAGAAUUGUAUAGAAAAUAUUUAGUUAUCGGGCGCUUGCCUUAAUCACCGUGAGGGUCAAGUUAAAUUAACUGGUUUUAAAUUGUGGAUAUUAUAGGGAAAAUAUAUAUAUAUAUAUAUAUAUUAAAAAAACUUUUGUUGCCCUUUUACUAUUCCCUGUUGAUAAUAGAAAUCCACAGCCUUAACGCAGGUAACCCAAAAAUAUAUUCCCAAUUAAAAAAACAAAAAACAAAGAAUAAUCCAUCUCUAAUUUAUUUACAAAGAUAUUAUUACAUAUAUGUACAUUGAAUAAACUACAGUGAAGUCCCCG